Molecule: messenger RNA, 3613 nt
Organism: Dama dama (fallow deer)
Lineage: Eukaryota; Metazoa; Chordata; Mammalia; Artiodactyla; Cervidae
Gene: KCNE3
Product: potassium voltage-gated channel subfamily E regulatory subunit 3
Exons: 3
Coding region: 326-625 (99 amino acids)
Biological process (GO): negative regulation of delayed rectifier potassium channel activity; regulation of heart rate by cardiac conduction; potassium ion export across plasma membrane
Cellular component (GO): membrane
Molecular function (GO): voltage-gated potassium channel activity involved in ventricular cardiac muscle cell action potential repolarization; transmembrane transporter binding; potassium channel regulator activity
Source: RefSeq, a predicted model, not a curated record
ACGCCCGGGGGAAGGGAAAAGGCAGCAGAGCGCGGGUCGGAGCGCGAAGCGGAGGGGGCGCAAGCAGUGCUGGGCGCGGACUGAGAGCCGAGGGGCUGGCGGAGCGCCCUGGGGCUCAGUGCGGGGCACCCGCGAGCCCAGGGCGUAGAGUCCAACAGACUGCGCUCCUGAGAGCCUUACAGAUGGGCAGCAGGACUACAGAAUAGUACCCCUACAUGGAGAGAGAUUACAGGGCUGAUCAGAAAGGAUGAGAAACAAGAAAGUUACUCUUUAUUUCUGAAAGAGAGCAUCCUCCGAUUCUUCCCCCACCUCAAUCCCUGUUGCUAUGGAGACCAUCAAUGGGACUGAGACCUGGUAUGAGAGCCUGCACGCUGUGCUGAAGGCUUUAAAUGCCACUCUUCACAGCAACUUGCUCUGCCGGCCAGGGCCAGACAACCUGACUGAGGAGAAGCGGGCCAGCCUGCCUGGCCGCAAUGAUAACUCCUACAUGUACAUCCUCUUCGUCAUGUUCCUCUUUGCUGCCACUGUGGGCAGUCUCAUCCUCGGAUACACCCGCUCCCGCAAAGUGGACAAGCGCAGUGACCCCUAUCACGUGUACAUCAAGAACCGUGUGUCUAUGCUCUGAUGCUAAGAGGCCAGGGACGGCAGAAGAUCAAGAUACCUAAGGAUUAUCUUCUGGGGCCUCCGGAACUCAGCUGUGGGCCAUACCCAGCCUCUGUGUCCUUAUCUGUAAGAUUAACAAGAAACAGUGCUAAGGGAGUUCAUUGUCAGGGUGGGAGGAGAAGAUCUGGCAGACCCGGGCCUUGUGGAUAAAGGACUUUUCCCAGCAAAAAUAGCCAUUCUAGCCAGUGGGAGCCGUAUGAACAAAUACAUAGACACAGCAGCAUAUAAUAAAAAUUAGUGGCCUAGUGGCCAGAGUGUUGGGGGCUAGGGGCUCGAGGAAGGAGAAGAGGAAGUCAUAGCAAAGGGAAAUGAGAUAGGAAAAUACCCUGAGGACACAGUUUUUUGAUGUAUUAUCUGCAACAGCCAUGAGAGGCGGUGAUAUUAUCCCAUAUCACAGAUAGGAAAUCUAAGUUAUGUUGCUUUUUCAUAGUUGUUCACAUUUUAUGUUUUUCCGCCCAUUCAACAUUUGUGAUGUUACCCCCCUGUGAGGGAAGCAGAGCAAAUGUUCUUCUGCCCAUUUGGGCCAGAGUGGUGCCAUGACUGGAACCCAGGAUCUCUGGUCUCUUUGCCUAGUGCUUUGCAAAACUCUGUGCUACCUAGGAGUGGAUCUAGGCCUGAAAUUUACAUAAUUCUAGGGGGUCCUCCUUAAGAAAAAUAAUUUUCAAAUAUCUUAUUUUUGCAAAUAUUCCAAAAACAUAUCGGCAUAUUAAUACAUUGUUAGGUUCUCUCCUAAGACCUAAGAAGGAGCCAUGCGAGUACAUAACCCUAAAUGUCAAGCCUCAUUAGCUCCAUGGUUCCUAUACCCUUCCAGCCAUGUCCCCCUGUCCUUCCCAGUCCCAUCGCCAGUCCUGGGGACUUCACUACCUCUAAGGCAGCUUCUAACAUUUUGGUUGAAUUCUGUGAGAAAUUUUCUGAUACCAAGUUGAAAUCUUGCUUCUAGAAAAUUAUUAUUAUACCUAGAAGAUAUCAUACUAAAAGAAGCAGGUACCUGAUUCAGUGGAAAGAGAACCAGCCCUGAUUCUACUACCAGUGUGGUGUAUGAUCUGGCUAGAUACUUUCCUGACUCUUGUCCUUCUUCAGAACCAUGAAAUGGAAGGAAAAUUGAAAUAGUUGAAAGUCUCUAAGGGCUCGAUCAGAUCUGACAUUCUAGGUUUCAUGUACAUUGAUUUGAACCAUAUAAAACUGCUGUGCUUGUAGAUAAAAAAACAGCUGAAUAUUAGUAGUUUCACAUGGUUCAGCUGAAUACAUCAAAUGUGGCAAGCUACAAAUCCCAGACUGGAACCUUCCACUCUUCUGUUUCAUUUCUGUUUUUAAGGGAUCUCUAUGGGGUCUCCAAAAAGCCCUGUCAAAGGAUACAUAUUUGUGUAUAGCAAACACGUUGAAAGAAUAUUUUAAUAGCAUUUAUCACUGAAGAGGAGGAUUAUGGAUGAUUUUCCCUUUCUACUUUAAAAUUCUAUGUAAUAUUUGAUUUAUUUGACCAUAAGUAUGUUUCUUAUAUCAUAAGGUCAGGGGUGGGGGAGGGAGCUACUUCCACUUUGAAAAAAUAAAUGCCUGUGUGUUCCUUGAAUGGAGGAUCACAGAACAUCUUUGCUCCCUUGAGCAGUUAGUUAUGUUGAUUCCAUGCGAAUUCAUGUGCUCAAGCCUUUCCUCAUAUCUUCUCGAGGGAGAAGGUGGAGAUCUGAUUAAGAAGAUGUAAUGUAAGAGUGUACAACAGACUUGGAAGUCUACAGCUGGAUGGGACUUUGGCGACCACCCAGUCCAAAUGCCCAAAUAACAUAUGGAAUCCCAUGAAGUAUGAGAAUGAAUGUCAAGUGAUGGAUGCUAUCUGGAUUUUGGCAGAUGAGAUUGAGUAGAUGUAGAGGCGAUGGCACCCCACUCCAGUACUCUUGCCUGGAGAAUCCCAUGGACGGAGGAGCCUGGUGGGCUGCAGUCCAUGGGGUCGCGAAGAGUCGGACACGACUGAGUGACUUCACUUUCACUUUUCACUUUCCUGCAUUGGAGAAGGAAGUGGCAACCCACUCCAGUGUUCUUGCCUGGAGAAUCCCAGGGACGGGGAAGCCUGGUGGGCUGCUGUCUAUGGGGUCGCACAGAGUCAGACACGACUGAAGCAACUUAGCAGCAGCAGCAGAGGAGCAGCAGAGGAGAAAGGUAGGAUUUGAACUGGGCUUUGAAACAGGACAGAUCUCAGUGGACAGAGUGAAUGAAGGGAAAAAAACAAGGAAGCUUGGAGGCAGAAAUGUGGCAAGACCACCCCCCUGAAAAGAGCAAGGUCAGAUGGAUGUUGGAUGGAGCAGGAAGCAGCCCAGAGUGGCUGCAUUGGGAAUUCAGUGUCCCCAUCGAUGGUGGAGACUCCCCUUCACACCCCUGGAGAAGGAAAUGGCAACCCACUCUGGUACUCUUGCCUGGAAAAUCCCGUGGACAGAGGAGCUUGACAGGCUGAGUCCAUUGGGUUGCAAAGAGUUGGACACAACUGAGCACAUACACAUGCCCCUUCACACAGUCCUUAUAACUCACAGGGCUUAAUAAUAAACUAAUACAAAUGCUUUUGAAUGCAAGUUACAGAAAUCCAAUGUGUAUUAGCAUAAGCACAAUAGAGGAUUUACUGAGAGGAAUAUGAGGUAGUCACCAGUUCAAAAGAAGCUAUAGACACUAGGGCAAUUCCAGGGAUCUUGGGCCCUGGAACUACUUAAUUGUAUGGAUUUACAAAGUAGGGGCUCAAUAAACCUCACUGUGCACACCCACGAUUGGAGUAAACCUAGAAAUCUAGGACUUUGAGGUAUAAUUUAAGCAUUCUAAUAUUUUAUGAUGUAGGUACACCCUGGCCCUCCCCACAGCUCUCUCUCACUAGCUAUCCCACUACCUCCUUCAUCCCAUGUGGUCUUUUUGACUGUACUCAUUCUGCUCCCUGCUGGCCAGAUCCCAGCACAUCACCUCCAGCCUUCAAAGCAAA